UAACCGCGAAAAGGGCUAUUGAAUCUAAGAUAACUUCUCUACUUUGUAGAUCUACUAACAUUAAUCUUCAUGUAGACAGGAGCUAGUAUCGGUGCAAUUAAGCUCUAUUUCAAUGUCACAUGGCCAUAUAUGUUCCUGUAUUGUUACCUAAAACCCUUUUACUACCAACAGGAACUUCAUUCUAACUUUGCCAAAAAAAAAAAGUUUAAUUGAUAAUGAUUAAUAUAUAAAUUGAGAAGAACAACUAGAACAUGAUCGCAUUUUAGGCUCCGGAGCUUAUCUCAGUCUCCAGAGCAUCUUAUUUAUUAGUGACAAGGAGUAUUUACUUUCCCUUGUAUGGGAUGCUAGUCCAUUUCAGGCUCACCUCCAAGGUUACCCAUAUAUACACACAGGUGGAGAGAGGCACUGUGAGAGUAAAGUGUCUUGCAUAAGAACGAAAUUCAAUGACCCUGGCCAGGGCGUGGACCUGGAGGCCAGCGCCUUAACCUUUAGGCUUCCAUACCUCCAACCCAAUGAAUAAGGACUGGCUUUAAGUCUGAGAUACUGGCCAAAUUUAAGAACGACUGAAACGCCAUGCAUCCAUCCGCCCAUUCUACUGUCACCAAGAAUCAGUCUGGAAUCUUGAACAGACUAACUGAAUGGUAGUUGUCUUUUUUUCUUUAGUUAAUACCAACAGUCGAAGGAAAUGAUUGGCCAUGUUAUCAGCCGUGGACAGAGAGAUCUGGCUGACGAUGGCAAGAGAGAGUGGGACACUGAGAUUGAAAAAAGCUUGGAUGAUGAAUAUCCAGACUGGAGGCAGCCAAAGACUACGCACAUGAUACCAGAAGAACUGCAUAAACAAGGAAAUGAUGGUGAAAAGGCGGAGAAAAUUCUCUUUAAUCUAUUAAAAUCUUUUGGAGAACGUAGGAAGGAGCCAAUGUUUGUGGUGCAUUCCUACAAUUUUAAGGAAAGGAUUUCUGAGGUGAAGUCUAAGUCAGUGUCUUCUAAGAAAUGGAACAUAGGAGAGCACGACUUUGUUCUUGUCCAUCGCCUCGCUGGUUUUGUGUUUUUUCAGGUGAAGGCUUCGGCAAAGACUGCCAAAACGUAUGGAAAGGCACAGAAACAAAUAGACAAAGAUCGUGACGCUAUGAAGUUUUACUUCCAAGAGGUGGGAAUCAAAAACAAGAAAAUAACCGGAAGAGAUGUCGAUAAGCUCUUUUCUGGAUUUCCAGGUUUCGUUGCAAUGCCUAACUGUCCACGGCCUGCUUCCUCUGCAAGUACACAUGCAGAUGGCAUAUUCCAAGAAGAUUGCGUCAGCGUAGAAGCAUUUUCGGAUUGGUGGGACAAAAGCAUCGGAUGUCGAGAGCAGGGUGAAAAAGAUGCAGUUGAAGAUGUCGUCAAGGAAGAGUUGUUUAACUUGCUGGUCACACGAUUUGUUGGUUUGGUCCUUGUUAGUCGUUGCUUGGCCUCUCGCCACAGCAUUGAUGACUCUUUUAACGCUCUCACAAUCAACACCAAAGAGCAGUUGAAGGUGCACCUUGACUCCAGUCCAGAUAGGUGGAUCGUUGGACCAGCAGGGAGCGGAAAGACCUGCCUUCUGAUGGAUAAAGUGGUCCGUUUGGCUAAGAAUAUUAUUUCUGAUGCCCUGGAUCAGAAGAUUCUAGUUGUGUGCUACAAUAAGCCUUUGUCGCUAAAGAUCGGGCGAACGAUUGAGCGCGAACUGAAAGUCGUUUACGAUAUUCAAGAGCAAGACCAAGGCGAAAAGCCCCGUUCCGUUGUCGAUGUCAAGACGUUUGAAAAAAUUCUGAAGGACAUCAAUGGGUCAUUUGGAAUAGGAGAUGAAGAGAAUCGUGUUGCAAUGGCAUUGGAGAACCUGCAGCGGGAUACAUCCUCGACUUUCAAACACACCUAUGAUCAUAUUUUUGUGGAUGAGGGCCAAGACUUGUACCAUCCCCAGUGGCCAAGUCUUCUUAAAAUGAUGCACAAAAGUUCCUCUGGGCGCGCAGCUGUUGAGGAUGACGACUUCGACCCAAGGUACUUCUGGGUGUUUUAUGAUUCAAAUCAGCACCUUCACUUGUCAAAAGAGAAGACUUUGCCCAGUUAUUCAGUUGACCUGAGAAACAGUCUUAGAUUACAUAAGAUUCUAAGAAACACCAAGAACGUGUUUUCACAAGUUAACAAGUAUUUUGAGCCACGUUUGGAGACGUCGAUCCCUGUGGGAGUCUACCACCGGGAGGUUGGAUUGGAAAUCGAAUGGGAUGAGUCCUUACAAAGCGAAGAGACAACCAGUGACACAAAUCGAGGACAUUCCAUUGUGAAACACGUUAAAUACUUGAAGAGAAAUGAUGUGCAGAACAGAGACAUCUGUGUUCUCGCUAAAAACCAAGAAACGAGCAACAAGCUUAUUCCAAAUCUUGAAGAAGUCGGGAUUGAAUGCCAGAAUGCAGAGGAACUUUACGGCAACAAAAUUAACAACAACAAAGUUGUUGUUGAGAGCAUAAGACGGUUCAAAGGACUUGAAUCAAAGGUCGUGAUUCUGUACGAUCCUCCUUAUAGUGCUGGGGGGAAAACAAGGGAGCUUUUGUACACUGCAAUUUCGCGUUGUUUGUGUUACCUUGUGGUCAUAAGCACAAAACAGGGAUGUGAAUCACUUCGGUCGGAGGCCGGUCUCUGGGAAAUACCUGGUGCCUUCCCCAACGCAAGCCAACUGCUUGCUAGUGAGCCUGUUGACAAGGAUAGCAAUACUGUGGAUAGUACAUCCGUGGUGUUUCCGGCAAAACGGCAAUUUCAAGAUGAUGGCAGCAAUUACAAUCAGCUAUAUAAGAGGCUUAAAGAGAUUGAAGGAGAUAGUGGACACUUCAUGUACCUUCUUGGGCAAAGCAGAAGUGCUGUUGAUAAUUCUGUUCGUGACAGGGAGUUCAAAAAACUGCUUCCGUUUUUGUGGAACCAUCUUCAACUGUUUCCUGAGUAUAAGAAUGUCACUCAAUCAGCCCUGAGCAAAAUUGGUGCUCUCCUAGAAUAUCAUGUGCUGAAGAAAUCUGAGUUCGGAAACUACGUUGGAAACAUGGAAGCCAAGAGGCAAGAAAUAGAUACUUCUACCCGGAAGAAGGAAAUAGAUGCUGAUGUGGCAGGGGCCCUUAAGCGGACUUAAACUAGACUUUAGCCAAGUACUACAUGCGUACUUACUCCUAUUCAGACUUUUUUUUUCUGUAUGUCGAACGGCGGGGAAGAGGGAUCUAUCCCCUCCUCCUACCUCAGUCCGAAUAGCUUACAACUAUAAGCCUCGCUUAGUGAAAGAAACUCAAGUUUGUCAUUCUAUAUUUCUGUCUGUUUCAGGUGUGCAGUUAUCAAAUCAUUUUUACCAACAAACAGCUCCCGUUCUUGCAGAAUUGAAUGUAGCAUCAUUUCCAAGUCAUUGGCUUUUUCAAACUUAAUGCAUUGGUGCUGGUCGAGGGUUUUGACUGCAAGCACGACCAUUUUGUCUUAAAAGGUAUUUUGCUUUUCGUUGACAAGAAAAGAAGAUAAAGUGAGUCUGUUGUACGUCAAACCAGAAGUAUGUUCAGUUUUGUUUAUUCAGUUGAAUUCUUGACUCUAUUUGGUGAAACAAGAUUUAAAAUAUAAAGCAAGUUUGAAAACCGUUUUUAAAAAGACAUUAUUUAAACUGAGGUGUAGCGGCCAUCUGUGUUUUCCGUCAAUACGGUAAAGUGAAAACAGUCGUAGCAGUUUCUGCCCUGGUUUCUAGAAAUACAGCUUAAAGUUAACUUUUUUUUAACUCGUAGGGAUAUAGGUGGAAACUGAAAUAGACUGACAUAAGUUAACUUUGUUAAAAAUAAUUAGUGCAUAUGUUUAGUUUUAGCCAGCACGGAUGACCUUAGCGGUAGUUUAGGCACUUUUGAGAUGCCGUGGUAGGAAAAAAGUACCCCACUCUCCCCAACCCUCUACAUUUAGGUCUGGAGUUUUAACAACUAGCGUGUCAAGUAGCAAAUCAUUUAGACUCCAAAAAAUAAAUCAUUUAC
Orbicella faveolata is the source of this 3995-nucleotide messenger RNA. RefSeq lists its product as uncharacterized. Gene Ontology annotation, biological process: recombinational repair. Lineage: Eukaryota; Metazoa; Cnidaria; Anthozoa; Scleractinia; Merulinidae. Gene Ontology annotation, molecular function: 3'-5' DNA helicase activity; ATP binding; DNA binding. The record is from RefSeq and is a predicted model, not a curated record.